Phanerochaete carnosa HHB-10118-sp is the source of this 4350-nucleotide messenger RNA. RefSeq lists its product as uncharacterized. Gene Ontology annotation, cellular component: cytoplasm. Bases 151 to 2571 code for a protein of 806 amino acids. Gene Ontology annotation, molecular function: ATP binding; protein serine/threonine kinase activity. Gene Ontology annotation, biological process: intracellular signal transduction; protein phosphorylation; regulation of MAPK cascade. The transcript has 12 exons. The record is from RefSeq and is a predicted model, not a curated record. NCBI's taxonomy places the organism in Eukaryota, Fungi, Basidiomycota, Agaricomycetes, Polyporales, Phanerochaetaceae.
GUUACGACCCAGCGGUCGUGCACGACAUCCGUUAGCUAUCUGGCUAUAGCCGAUCCCAUCUGAAACAUUCCGCUUUUUUGUCUGGUUGCGGCCACGCCCUCGCCAAUCUCUCAGUCUUUGCAGAACCACCUCCAAACCGCUCCUCCUGACAUGGCCUUCAAUCAGGUCACUGCGACGUCGCUCACCCCCACCCGCCCCGCGCCGUCUGCGCCAGGCAGAACCGGGCCAGCAGGCUACGGCUCAUCUUUCUCCGUCGGCACCUCCUCGCCCUCGGGCUCGUCCUAUGCCUCCUCAUACUCUGGCAUUGGCGGCUCCCCGAAUAGGGCAUCCGACAGCAUCUCAAGUGCACAAGUUGUCCGCUGCGGCAUCGUCAGCGUGAAGGAGGACGGGCUGGUCAGCUGGCUAUGGAGGCCAAAGUGGUUGGUGCUCAAGGAGAGUACGCUGCUGAUUAACAAGAACGAGUCAUCAGCUCAACCUCAAUCAAUCGUGAACCUUGCGGACAUAUCCAAUAUCGAACGGACCGAUCUGAAGCCAUACUGCCUGUUGCUGGAAACUAAGGACAAGCGGAUGUUCUUCUCUCUCAAAAACGACGAGGAGCUGUAUGGUUGGCAAGACGACAUCUAUUCACGCAGCCCCCUUAUGGGGGUGAGCAACCCUACGAACUUUGUACACAAGGUCCACGUUGGUUUUGAUCCCGUCUCGGGCGCCUUCACCGGCCUGCCGGAUGCAUGGAGCAAACUACUCACAAAAUCUGCCAUCACACGGGAAGAUUAUGCCAAGGAUCCUCAGGCCGUCCUAGACGUCCUCGAGUUCUACACCGACCGCCAAAAACAGGAAAUGGAAGAAUUCGGACUCUCUGUAGGACGACAGCCCUCAUUGGCGAGCACUGCUUACUCCACAACCUCGACACUUACUCCAUAUAGUGACAAUGUCAGUGCUCCUCGUUAUGCAGGUAUCGGACUAGGUGGCUCAGGCGCAACGGGCAAAACUUCUCUUGAUCGUCCACAGAUGAAACGGCAAGACUCUGCCCCAGCAGUUUUGAACGACGACGGUGCGCCACUAUCUUCAAGCGCGGGCCUCGCGCGCGCCGCGGAGCUGGUCAACGGUUCGCACGCGCAGUUCUCGAGUACUAUGGGUGCAGGUGCACAAAAUCGGCCUGGCCUUCCGCAGAUAACCACUGGCUCACUCCAACCGUCGCGACCAGCCCCACCACGCCCGCUGCUCACCGCGAAUCGGCCUGCACCCCCAGCACCGCUCGCCGCCGGCAAGCCCCCACUGCCCGACCACACACCGACGUCCGCGGACCUCCGCGCACGCGCCAGGGCGCAGGGCCCGCCGACGGAGACGCAGACCGCGAAGCCGCCUGGCAUCAACGGCGACGCCCCUCCGGCGCGCAUGGAGAGUCUCGCAUUCGACAAGCAGCAGCGGCCGAUCGUGGCGCCCGCGAAGUCGUCGCCGGCGAACACGCUCCCCGCCACGCAGCCCGCGUCCGGUGCCGCGGGCUCCACGGUCGGCCCGCCGCCCGUCAAGCCCCUGCAGCCGAAGAAGCCGCCUCCGCAGGCCGCGCCCCCGCCGGCGCCCGAAGUCACGGUCACCGAGCCCGCCGAGAAGGAGGAGGGCGUCGCGGCGGCGGCGGCUGCGCUCGAGAAGCCCAAGGUCCAGGAAAAGCGCAUCAGCACGAUGAACGAGGUGCAGAUUAUGGAGAAGCUCCGGAGCGUCGUCAGUGACGAUGACCCUAAGCAGCUCUACAGCAAGAUCCGCAAGGUCGGCCAAGGGGCGUCGGGACACGUCUACGUCGCGAAGACCCUCGCGACGGGCAAAAAGGUUGCUAUCAAGGAGAUGGACCUUUCGAGCCAGCCGCGGAAGGAGCUUAUUGUCAAUGAGAUCUUGGUCAUGAAGGAGUCGCAGCAUCCGAACAUCGUCAACUUUCUCGAGUCGUACCUCGUUCGAAGCAACGAGCUUUGGGUCGUCAUGGAGUACAUGGAGGGAGGUGCCCUUACCGAUGUAAUCGAGAACAAUGCUCUCGAGGAAGAUCAGAUUUCUAGUAUCUGUCUGGAGACUUGCAAGGGGCUCGGACACUUGCACAGCCAGAGUAUCAUCCAUCGUGAUAUCAAGUCAGAUAAUGUCCUUUUGGAUGCACAAGGACACGUGAAGAUUACCGACUUCGGCUUCUGUGCAAAGCUGACUGACCAGAAGUCGAAACGGGCGACGAUGGUGGGCACGCCAUACUGGAUGGCGCCUGAGGUUGUGAAGCAGAAGGAGUACGGCGCAAAGGUUGACAUCUGGUCGCUCGGCAUCAUGGCCAUCGAGAUGAUUGAGAACGAGCCGCCGUACCUCGAUGAGGAGCCCCUCAAGGCGCUGUACCUCAUCGCGACAAACGGCACGCCGACGCUCAAGAAGCCCGAGGCGCUCAGCCGCGAGCUCAAGGGCUUCCUGAGCGUAUGUCUCUGCGUCGACGUCAAGAGCCGCGCGACGGCCGCAGAACUGCUAGAGCACGAUUUCCUCAAGAAGGCGUGUGCGCUCUCGGGCCUCGCGCCCCUUCUCCGGUUCAGGAACAAGCAGGCGUCAUGAUUCUCAUAUGUACAAGCCCUGUAUCCGGAUCCCUCGUGCCCGAUAUAGCUGAUUUCACCCGUACGUUCUGCAUAGUGGCCAACACAUACUCACAUCGCCGGCGCUGUCGCUCUCGCUCUUGUACCCUUGUCGGUCCUUCGCUCUGCCAUGCCUCUCUCCCUUUUCCUUUUCUUCACACGUACUAUCUACCACCUGUCUUCCCGCCAGCCACGGCGACUGUCCAUAUUCCCCGUCUACCACUACUAUCUUGUUACCUUGGGGGGUUUCGAAUUGGAAAAUUUAAUGUACUUGUUGCGAUUGCUAAGUUAGAUGCAUAGUCAGAAGUCUAUUAUACAUAGGCAUGUACAUCCCGGGGGACGACAAGUGGAUUUUGAGACAUAGAACGAUGAGUAACGAUGCUGCUGAAGCUACACAUGAGCACAUGAAGGUUAAUACAUACACUACCCACUACAAGACGAGAUUCCGGUUUCAAUUAACAGUCUAGUUAGGUCAGAAAGUGUUCAUAGCGAGUGCUCGGUACAGGGCAUUAGCUUCUUCCAUCCGCGCGUUGCGUAGAGUGAAAUGCCUCAUCUCAGCGGUAUCCGCGUCAGAACCGAGAUCGAUGAUGUUAAACUUGAUCAGUGAGCUGUAGAAACGGCAUAAAUUUUGGACCCCCUUGGCAAAGCGAUCGUCGCUAAUGAUGCCAGCGCGCUCUUCCUCUUCCGCCCUCUCGAGCCACUGGAUGGCCUCGUGUAGGAACCAUCCGAGGACCUCACUGCGCACAAGGUCGGCAACAGUCGUGCGUCCGCCAGUUACCAGAUCUGUGAUCACCGUCGAGUCGGGAAGCAAGCGGCCGAGGAGGUCAAAGGUAGGCAGCGUAGGAGGCAGAUGCCUGAGGACGUCGAGAUAGGUGUCAAUCGCCGGCUGCGUGAGGAGCGCGACCAAGAUCGGGUGCGCAAGCGUCGGAUUGUGCGCGAUCAGCGGCGGGAGGUCGUGAGAGGUGAUAAGGGGCGUCGAGGUCAGCUGAGGAAUGAGCGGACCGAGGAUGCGUUGUUCGGAAAGGGUAAGCACGCGGUCACGAGCAGCCAGGAACAGGGUCAUGCCCCGAGAGAGCCUGUCAGCCUCAAGAAUACGCGUCGCGCCGCCAUCCACGAGGGGCGUGCUCGGGAUAGAUUUGACGGAUGCGCGAGAUGCAUCGUGGCCAUCAGCGAUGGACUCCUCGCCAAAUGGAUCGAACCUCGGACGCUCAGGGUCAUGAGAGUUUUCCGUCAACGACAAAUUGGCAGCACGGAGCUUCGGAGGUAAGGGCGACUGUGCGAGAUUGCUUGGGCUGUACGGACCAAUGUCGUUCCCAUCUCCUCUGAGGAUCUUCCACAGUACCCAUACCAGCUGCUCGCUAGGACUCGUUCCGCCCUCAGCGGCGAUCUGGACGGCGAGCUCUUUCUCCUUCGCAAACGUAUAAACAAGUGCAGAGUGGAACGGAUUGAUCGCAAUAGGAUGGGGCGCGUAAAGCGCAUACAAGAUGUACGAUGCCAGGAUGCGCUGCGGGAGAUCUACGGGCGCGUCCAGAAGUGGGAACAGGACGUCGAGUGCCAAUGAAAAACGCGACGUCGCCGGUACGAGUUGCAUGUACGAUUGUGCUGCGGUUGAGCAUGGCGAGCCUUGGGUUCUGGACAGCAAGUGGACGAUGGAGGACCGCAGGGGGUCGAUCGGGCUCGGUUUCAUCGCGAGAGGCUGCGAAUACAUCGGGAUGGGCUGCACAGCGCUCAUGACAUGCGUGUGCAUUGCGUCUGGAGGCAC